AUGGACUGGCGAGCAUUAUCUUGGCUGGAUUCUUCGGUGGUAUUGCGCUACUCACUGUCGGUUGUCAGACUUUGGGCGGGAUGUCUUAUUCGACGACGAGCUGACUGGGAUGAUCUGUUUACUGCGCUGUCUAUAAUUCCCGUCAUCGGACUAGCCAUUCCUCAGAAGUAUACGGCGCAAACCUGCAUACAUGGGACAACCCCCUCCCCCCUUGACCUACUAGCGCAACGCAAGAUCGCCCUCUUAAUGGAGAUGCUCUAUGUGAUCGGGUCCGGGGCUCGUCCAAAUCUCAGUCCUCCUGUUCUACCGCCGAAAAGGCUUCCGGUCAAUAUCGCGCGUCUUCAUGAUCUCCACGUGGGUCAGGAUAUACUCCGUCGUCGGCAACAGUAUCGCCUUCAUGGUAGUCAUCUUCGGAUCAUGCAAACCGCUACACGCGUACUGGGAUCGGGCCAACCCAGUCGGGGGGUGCUGCGCGUGGAACCAAGACUGCUUUCAGCAGGAGUACAAUUCGGAAGUCAGACUCGGCACAGCGGUCGAGACGAGCUUCGUGGAGUGCAGUCAAGCUGGCCUAGGCUGUGCAUUCUAAAUCGUCUGCUGAAUACCCUGAUGACCCGCAUGACAUAG
Aspergillus alliaceus is the source of this 624-nucleotide messenger RNA. RefSeq lists its product as uncharacterized. The record is from RefSeq and is a predicted model, not a curated record. Lineage: Eukaryota; Fungi; Ascomycota; Eurotiomycetes; Eurotiales; Aspergillaceae. The transcript is spliced from 3 exons. The coding region runs from base 1 to 624 and encodes 207 amino acids.